Molecule: messenger RNA, 2163 nt
Organism: Scedosporium apiospermum
Lineage: Eukaryota; Fungi; Ascomycota; Sordariomycetes; Microascales; Microascaceae
Exons: 2
Coding region: 1-2163 (720 amino acids)
Biological process (GO): microtubule nucleation; meiotic cell cycle; mitotic cell cycle
Cellular component (GO): centrosome; equatorial microtubule organizing center; spindle pole
Molecular function (GO): microtubule minus-end binding; gamma-tubulin binding
Source: RefSeq, a predicted model, not a curated record
AUGGUCUGCCGCGCCGUUGCGACGACCAUUGAACUCGUCCAUCUGGAGGCAUUCCAGCGCCACGUGCUGGAGGUUGAGAGCAAGAUCCUAAGAGAGGAUCCCGAAGUCGUGGGUGCAUAUAAUAUUGUGUCACUUACGGCUCUCGUGGCCGAGUUCACGCCGUGGAGGAGGAAACUGGAAUGGCUGUGGGAUGCCGUGCAAUUUAUGCUCAAAGCAGACGCAGUUAAAGGGUGUACUGCAGCACAGCUGAUUGACAGGCUGCGUAAGGAGCUGCAGAGUGGGUUCAGAGACGUCGAAGAAACUGCACAGAGCUUGGUGAAAAGCGCGGAAACAGCCUGGUUGAAACAAGCGUCUGCGUGGAUAUUGUACGGGAGACUGCCGAGCAUUGGCCAAGAUGCCUUCUUCAUCCGGGCUUCUAAAGGCGAGAACGAGGUGCUAGAAUACUUCUUGGAGCAGUCCCAACUACCGAGUUUUGUCUCUCCCUCGACUGCAGCGUCCAUGCUAUUUAUUGGCAGAUGCUUGAAUCAUGUCCGAGUCAAGGCAACAUUAGAAUCUGGCCUAGAGGGUAGAAAUCAUGUGGCAGCUCAGUUGCAAGAGCUGUCCGGCCUUACCUUCCCACUUGAUCGCGCAUCCUUCUCGAGGACCAUCACGUCCAUCCGACUCUCUCUGUCUAGGAACACGCUGCAAAAGCUGCUUCCCCUCGAAAAAGUUGUGGAGAUCCUCACGCUCUUCCGGGAUUAUUUCCUCCUCGCCAAGGGCGAAUUCGCUAUGGCACUAACUCAGGAGGCUGAUGAGAAGAACCGUAGCCGGUGGAGACGGGCGGACAACCUCGCCUACGAGAAGCGAGACGGCUUAACGAAUGUCGUUGUGAAACAGGGAGAGGUGACGAGUGUGCUAGCCAGGACAUGGGCAGCUAUGGGCUCCAUGCGGGGUCUUCAUGCUGAUGAGGAUGAAGGCUUGGAACUUGCUCGCGAUCUUUUGCGUCUUCAAGUCGGGAAAUCCCAGUCGGUGACGCCUUUACCGCUCGGAUCCACCACUUCUCAGCACCCCUCUACAGUCGUGUCCGCGACGCCCUUCCGUAAUCUACUCUUUUCCGCCCCAACCAUACUUACACUCUCGGAGAUACCGUCGCCGUUAGACAUGUUUCUUGCCUCGGCGGACUUGCAAAUCUAUACCGUGAUCAAUUCGUACUUGCUCUCGAUUCGAAGAGCACAUAUCCGUCUUACCGACCUUUGGAAAAUGACAUCUCUGCGAAGACAUUAUCCCGCUCCCCCAGGUCCGCCGUUCGGAAGUACUCGUGCGGGUCGGGAAAGAGUGGUUCUUCUUCGCAAAAGGCAGACGUCUAGAUCGUUGAUUAUGCGAAGCGCUUGGGUGGCUUGUAGCGCAGCCGUCUUUUUCCUCGCGGAGACGGAAGCUUACAUGCAAUCCGAGGUGCUCGCCGGUAUGUGGGAGGAUUUCCAGAGAUGGCUUUCCGGAGAGGUUACAACAACUGUACCAGCCGUCGCGCCAACUAGGUCCGCGACAGUCAAUUUAUCCACUGUUACGAGAGAGACCGAAAGCGCCGAUUUCGAGGACAUCUGGCUCGAAACAUCUACCGAGACGCGGCCACCCUCCUCGCCCGAUAAGCCCCGCAUAACGCCCUCCCAGCAGUACGAUCCCGAAUCCCUAGCCACCGCCCAUAGAACCUACCUCCGAUCGCUCUGCCGCCACCUCCUCCUUACGCAACCAUCUUACACCGAACCCCUCUACUCUCUCCUCGUGCACAUCGACCACCUCGUCGCCCUCAUCCGCCGCCUUCACUCUAUUUGGGAAUCAAUGGAUCUCGAAACCGAUGCCGGCGUGGUAGACGCCUUCGCCGACCUCGAGCGUGACGAGCGAGAGGUGAUCCCUGCCGUCAGAGAUCUCGAGGUGAACGUGCGCACGUCCAUAUCCGAGGUCAUCACCGCGUUGAGGGCCUUAGAAAUGGACCCGGUGUUUGCUGCCGAGCUCGAGGGCGAAGAUGAUGCGGAGGCCGAUCAGCACGUCGGUGAAGUUGAUGGUGAUACGGCAUUUGUGCCGAGGAGAAUCGGGGGCAUUAAUCGUCUUUUGAUGAAGUUGGAUUUUGGGGGCUGGAUUGGUGGCCCGAAGGUGGAUGGGUUCGAUGAAGCGGGUGCUGAAUUCUGA